Molecule: messenger RNA, 5659 nt
Organism: Cephus cinctus (wheat stem sawfly)
Lineage: Eukaryota; Metazoa; Arthropoda; Insecta; Hymenoptera; Cephidae
Gene: Tlk
Product: serine/threonine-protein kinase tousled-like 2
Exons: 17
Coding region: 1982-4477 (831 amino acids)
Biological process (GO): intracellular signal transduction; chromosome segregation; peptidyl-serine phosphorylation
Cellular component (GO): nucleus
Molecular function (GO): protein serine/threonine kinase activity; ATP binding
Source: RefSeq, a predicted model, not a curated record
UGCUUUUUCACGAGAGGAAAUAAUGUAAGUGAAGGAAAGCAGGCUGAUAAAGCGAGAGCCUAGAUAUGGCAUCCAGGACGGAUCAAAAGGAUUCGAAGUAGAAGAAUAUUCAACAGAAACAAAGGAGUGUGGAAACUAAGUGAGAACGAGAAUGAGAGAGAGAGAUAGAGGCAAGGUGCAGAGAGGCGCUUGAAAACGAAAGGAACCCAGGGAUGAUUCCACAGCAUUGAGCUGUAACUGGCUGACCAAUGUACCGAAUAAACAUCGUAGUUUACCGAUAAUAGCCGAAGGAAGGUGGUAAGCGAGCGAGCGAGAGUCAGGACGGUGGUAGCAUCGUGAAGCAGCGGGGCGAGGAGGACGAAGAGGACCAAGGAGGAGAAGAGGCGAGAAGCGAAGAAGGAGGGAGCGAGAGAGCGUGGAAGGUCGAGGGGAAGAGCGGCGAGAACGGAACGGAGAGUAGAAACGAGGCGAGCGCUAUGGUGAGCGCGGAGCGACGUCACUGUCGUCACCUAUGCAUGCAAAACAAAAUUGGAGCAGUUUUCAGACGGUGCCAGUCGGACGUGUGGUGAUCCUCGGUGACGAUAGUGCGUACUCGAUGUGUAUAGUUCAUAAAAAGGGAUAGACGUGCGUAAUUGGUGUCGGCUUCGAAGAGGUGAUACCAUUCCAUCGAGUCUCAGGGGUAGUGUGCGGCUUAAUAUCGGAGAGAGAAGAAGCAGCUUUGUGACCUGGUGUAUUCGUUCGUCGUGUCGUAAGGCAGUGCAAGAGGCCGCUGUGAACGAGCGUAGUAGACUCUCUCUCUCUCCUUCUCUCUCUCUCUCUGCGUUGCAUUGUUUAUAAGAGUGUAGUGGCCAUGCACGAAAGGGACAAAUCGGCAACUGGCGCCCGGCGGCCAUCUUCCAGAUGAGUUUUCCCCUUUCUUCCAAUAAGAAGGAAGGAGAGAGUGCGAGGGAGCUGUCAAAGGGAGAGACGGAGACGGAGGGAGCGAGAGAGAGAGGCAAAGAGAGUGGCCCGGAGAGUGCAAGAGAGACGGCGAAAGAAGACAGAAGAGACGAAUCAGCGAGAGCGAAAUCAAGACGGAAAGAUAGUAAAUUCUCGCAGCCGGUGGCUACGGGAUCAUGCAUCGUCCUCGUUGAGCACGGUGGCUUGUCUGUCGCGUGGUCAACCCUCGAAAAUUGUCGCGAGGGCCCGUGCCGUUUCGAGCGUUAACCUCGUUAUUUCGCGGCACGGUGAGACACACGGAUACGCAGACGGUUGAAACGGCGGACCGCUUCGCCUUCGUUCCGUCCUUCCGUACGCCGCCCGUUUCUUCAUUCGUAUAUUCAUCCAUUCGCUUCUCACACCUUUCUUCCUUCCUUCCUUCCUUCAUUGUCUCUUCUUUCAUUCGUAUCCUCGACAGUCUCUUGGUUCUCGCCGCUAAGCCUGUACGUUCAUCGUUUGCUCUCUCGGGUCGUGAAUCAAGUUCGUUUCUCGUUAUGCAUAUGUUCACGACGACACAACGGUGAUCAUGUCAGUCGCCGUUUCUCUGCCGUUGCUCGAUCUCUGAUUCUUGCGAACACAACGCGAGUGCUCGACGACGCGUUACGCCUCAAAACUUCCUAUCGAUUACGCGGUAACCUCAAACUCUCGAGUCAGCGGCCACCUUGCUGAUGCGAAGAUAUACAACACGGAAUCACACCAAUCCUCGAACACACAAAUAUUUCAACAUUUUUACUGACGUUCGUUGUGCUACAAUCGAUUCAACGCACGACAGUUGAGUGUUGACGGAUCGACGAAGUGGAGUGAAAUUUGUAAAACCUGGUGCACUGAAAGUGUAACUUGAUCGCCUGCACGAUCAAAAAUGUACCACGCGUAUGGCGACCUCAUGAAAAGUGCGUUGCUGAUCUAUUAUUCUGGGAAGGAGAGCUGUGUUGUGAUGUAAUUAAAUGCGUUCGGAUAUCGGUGUAAUAACGCAGUGCCAACCUUUGCAGAUGGAUAAACAGGGAUGACUGAUAACUGCUGGAAUUCUGGUGGUGGCGCUGGCGUCAAGAUGGAGCACUUUCAGGCCGCCCUGGACCCCAGGAAGCAGGAGUUACUGGAGGCCCGCUUUCUCGGAGCUAAGGGUGGUCAGAACAACUCGUCGAGUAGAAAUGCGGUUAACAACACGCAGUCAUCAUCGGUCCCAAAUCCCGUCAGAUGCGGGCAACCGACUGCCCUGGGAAUAGACUGGAUACGACGCGACAAUGCUCUACGCGAGCACCGGAACUCAUCAUCCUGCACGGCCACGCACGUACAGGGCCAGCUCUCUCAGAUGUCUGCUGGGUCACAAAUUCAGAUGGCACCUCAAUCAACUGUAAACUCUGGUCAGUCGGUUCAUAGUCAAGACUCGAACAUGAGCACUGGCUCAUCACAUAGUGACAAGGAGGUGGACCCAAACACUCCAGAAAAGGUGCCGCGAACCCCUUCGGAAAGAAAAAGAAAACGUAAGGUGGACGACAGCGGCGGGGGCGUUCCUGGGGGACCCGUUGGUGGUAAGGGGGCUCGCUCUGUCGCCACCCUGGACAGCAAGAAAAUUAACGAGUACUUUCCCAAACAUCAUGUCGGUAACAGUCCCAUCCGACAUGGUGGAGCUAAGAGCCCCUCGCCCCAGCAAGGAUACCCUAUGUAUCCACCGUCGCCGCAAGUAACGACGCCCAACUCGUCGGUGGAGUUCUCUUCGAUGAUGCAGCCACCACGACCUCAUCCUCAGCCACCACCUCCUCCCCCAUCAGCCUCUACACAACCUGCAGGCUCGAUGGUCAGCAAGCAGGUGCAGACAGAACUUACUUGCCAGAGGAUACAGGAGUUCGAGACCCAAGCGUCGUCAGACUUGGAACUACGUAACAACAAAAUUGAUGAAUUAAAUAGAACGAAGGAAGAACUUAAGCAUCAAAUGGCUAAUCAGCAAAAGGUGAUUGAGCAGCACAAAUCGCAUAUAAAUAAGUGUAUAGACGUUGUAAAGAAGUUAUUAAAAGAAAAAUCAAACAUAGAAAAAAAGGAGGCUAGGCAGAAGUGUAUGCAAAAUAGACUGAGGCUGGGUCAGUUUGUGACACAGAGGGUAGGCGCGACAUUUCAAGAGAAUUGGACAGACGGUUACGCGUUUCAAGAGUUGGCGCGACGGCAGGAGGAAAUAACGACGGAGAGGGAAGAGAUUGAUAGGCAAAAGAAGAUGCUACUCAAGAAGAGGCCGUCGAAUAGCGAGACUGGUAGGAAGAGGAGCCAGCCGCAACCUUCCUUGCAUAAUGGUACCGAAGCUACGUUUUUGAAGCCGGACGCAGUACCUGGAUCCUAUACUUGGCAGGAGUAUUACGAGGCCGACGAAAUACUCAAGCUGAGACAAAGUGCGUUGAAGAAAGAAGACGCAGAUCUGCAACUGGAAAUGGAGAAACUCGAAAGGGAACGAAACCUACACAUCAGAGAAUUGAAACGUAUACACAACGAGGACCAAUCGCGAUUCAAUUCUCAUCCUGUACUGAAUGAACGUUACCUCCUACUUAUGUUGUUAGGGAAAGGCGGGUUCAGUGAGGUGCAUAAGGCGUUCGACCUGAAGGAACAGCGCUACGUGGCCUGUAAAGUACAUCAACUGAAUAAAGACUGGAAAGAAGACAAAAAAGCUAAUUAUAUUAAACACGCGCUGCGGGAGUACAAUAUACACAAAGCCCUUGAUCAUCCACGAGUCGUUAAACUCUACGACGUAUUUGAGAUCGAUGCUAAUUCAUUUUGUACUGUCCUCGAGUAUUGCGAUGGUCACGAUUUAGAUUUCUAUCUCAAGCAGCAUAAGACUAUACCAGAGAGAGAAGCGAGGUCUAUCGUGAUGCAAGUCGUAUCCGCUCUGAAGUACCUCAAUGAAAUAAAACCCCCAGUCAUACACUACGACCUGAAACCAGGCAAUAUUUUAUUGACCGAGGGCAACGUGUGUGGUGAAAUAAAAAUUACGGACUUCGGAUUGAGCAAAGUUAUGGACGAGGAGAAUUAUAAUCCAGAUCACGGAAUGGAUCUGACCUCCCAAGGAGCUGGCACUUACUGGUAUCUCCCACCCGAGUGUUUUGUAGUCGGGAAAAAUCCUCCAAAAAUUUCUUCAAAAGUCGACGUUUGGAGCGUGGGAGUUAUAUUUUACCAGUGUCUCUAUGGCAAAAAGCCAUUCGGACACAAUCAGUCGCAAGCGACAAUUCUGGAGGAGAAUACGAUUCUAAAAGCAACGGAGGUUCAGUUUGCCAAUAAACCGACAGUCAGCAACGAAGCAAAGAGUUUCAUAAGGAGUUGCCUAGCGUAUAGGAAAGAGGAGCGUAUAGACGUAUUGACGCUAGCUCGACACGAGUACCUGCAACCUCCAGUGCCAAAGCACGGCCGCCAAGCGAACAGUCAGCAGCAACAGCAACAGCAAAUACAGCAGCAGCAACAACAGCAGACUUCGUUUACCACCGGCAUGUUCAGUGGCAUGAACGCGUCGAGCAGUUCGUAGUGGAAAGAGACUAAAGAUAAAAUCUUCGAUAUACUAAUACAUGCCAAAUCUUGAACACUGAACUGCGCAACGUCUCAUCUUAAGAGAAUGAAAAGUAACGAUUGCUAUAACCAACUGUAAAUACUAAACUGAAUACUAUCACCACCACCACAUCCACCACCGCCGCCACCACCACCAACCACUACCUACAACUACAACCAACCACAAUUACCACCGCCACCAACCACCAAUCACCACAAGAAUCACCGCCACCAUACUUAUGGAUCAAUCCGCGUAGGACGUCGCAGGAAAGAUACGAGGCCGAUCGUUCUUGACUCUAGAAGCUUGCGUCUUUCUACAACCAAGCCACGCUAAACAUUAUUCAAGCAUGACAAAAAAAAAGAAUGUUGUGUUCGUAAAAUAUUCAAUUGUAUUAUCGUUCCUUGUAUCGAACAGUGGGCUGACUGAUAAUAGUGUUAUAAAACGAAACAUGAAUAUAAAUGGCAGAAGUUGAGGCACGAUGUUAAACGAAGAUGAAGAAGGGGUGUGUGACGUGGACGAAGAUGAUGCUAACAGGGAGACGGAUUAUGCGAAGAAGAUGGGUAAACGCGUGAAAACAGAUAAACAUGUGAUAUGUCAUUGUGAAUUAAAGUGGAGUACGUAGAUACUAAGGGAUAUAAAAAAAAGAAUAAUUGUUGAGAGGCAAGAUUUAAAAAAAAACAGCUGAAACGAUUGAAUCCAGUGGAAAAGUGAAAUUGCUCGGUGAAAUAAGGGGAAAAUCGAGAUAGGGACAUGGGGUGCUAGGCAGAGGACGAGGAAGAAUGAUAAAGAGAGAGAGAGAGAGAGAGAGAGAGAGAGAGAGAGAGAGAGAGAGAGAGAGAGAGAGAGUGAAUGAAAGAUAGCGUGAGAGGAUAAGAGAUGGAGCGAUAAAGUGACUAAGAAACCGAGGUGAAAACUACUCAUCGAGUAGCGAAUGGAAGGGAAACGAAUGAAAGAAAAAAAUUAUAAACACAAAGAAAAUCGCGGGGGAAGGGGCACAAGGAAAAUUUAGUGAUUUUACCUCGAAUUGGGGACGUUUUUCUCUUAUGACUCUAGUGUAUGCAUGAAUGUUUGUGGCGAAAGAUUGUUAAAACUAGCGUGCGUGUACAUAUUUAUACUAUAUAUAUAUAUAUAUAUAUAUAUAUAUAUAUAUAUAUAUAUAUA